AUGAAGAUCCACCAGACCCGCUCUGAGGCUUGCAGAGCAAGCAUCGAAGCCGCAUCACCACCACCACCGCUCCCUGCUGACCGUGUUAUCCGGAGAAUAAGGAAAAGCUACGCCUCAAGAAAACCUCGUCCGCAGUCCUCGCCCAUCUCUGCCAGUGACCAAUCUUCCAUGGACCCUCCAUCUCCGACGUCUCCGCCCUCCCCACCUCAGCGUCGCCCAAGAAGAAGGACCACUAGACCCGUCCGGGCAAACUCUGAGGAAGGACAGCCAUCUGGGACACCCAACAACGAAGCGAUCCCUCCGACGCCGACACCAUCCUACGCUGAUGUCCUACGCUCAAGUCCGGCAAGCACCAUACCAACACCUAGCCGCCAUGACAUCGCAGCCCCACUACCUGCUCGUCCCCCGACGGACACUAGGGAAGUCCCCCAGCCCCUAACUGGGGUUUCUCAGGUAGGCCCACUACCUAUCUCUUCCCCCCCAGGUCCACCAGCUGCUACGCAGGAAAUCCGCAAUAGGUCUACUACUUCCAACAGCCAGCAAGCUGAUACGCCCCCACCAUCAUGGGUAUCGGCAUGGAUCACUAGAUUCGACGCCGCAAUAGAUGAAGACAUCUUGGAGGGAGUCCUAGGUGACUUCAUUGCCUUGGCGCAACAAAUAUGUGAAAUCCAGCGGCUCUAUCGAGCCAACCGUAAGCGCGCCUUCGACCGCGUCGUCGGUGGCCCCUCCCGUUUCUGCCGCAUAGACGCCAAAUCCAUCGAGGACCAUUACCGAGAGAUGUAUAAAGCUACAACACCUGCUAACACUGAUCCUGUUCCUGCACGCCCGUGCACGCCUCCUGAUACCAACAACCCUUUCGAGGCCCCUUUCACCCCCCAAGAGGUAGCCCGACGCAUCUCCAAAGGCCACAAUACUGCACCUGGCCCAGAUGGACUUAGGUACCUGCACUGGAGGCGGGUCGACCCAAAAGGUCUAAUCACGGCAGCCAUCUUUAACGCUGUUCGCAGAAUAGGAUAUGUACCCAGCAGCUGGAAGAUUUCGACCACCGUGCUUAUACACAAAAAGGGCGAGGUCUCCAACAUCAGCAACUGGCGCCCGAUCUGCCUCUCUAACACGCUCGGCAAGCUCUACACCGCUUGCCUUGCCGAUAGACUGCUACGCUGGUGUAACACUAAUAACCGCCUAUCCUCCUCACAAAAAGGUUUUCUAAAUUAUCAGGGCUGCAUUGAGCACAACUUCGUGCUUCAAUCUGUUAUUCAAAAUGCCCGACGCUGCAGGAAAGACUGUUUUAUUGCUUGGUUGGACAUUGCCAAUGCGUUCGGCAAUAUUCCCCACGUGACCCUCUGGGAAUCCCUCAAGUGGCACGGCCUCCAUCAGGAUGCAAUCUGCGUACUACAACAGCUCUAUGAUGGGUCGUCCACUCAGGUACGUACCAGUAUGGGCCUCACUGAGUCCAUCCCAAUGCAAUCUGGGGUCAAGCAGGGCUGCCCCAUCAGCCCGCUGCUUUUUAUUCUUGCAGUAGAACCAGCCAUACGCCGCAUUGCGGACCUCGACAAAGGGUACUCUCUUAACGGCUACCCGACCAGUGUCUUGGCAUACGCCGACGACAUUGCUCUCAUAAGUGACACAGCAGAAGGCCUCCAAUUGCAGUUAGACGCCAUAGCGGACUGGACCAAAUGGGCGAACAUCAACUUCAACAUCGCGAAAUGUGGGACUCUCAGCAUUAGAGGUAAGGAACACACCACUAGUAAUAACUCUUUCCUUAUCAAUCAACAGACUAUCCCCGUCUUGGGCAACGACGAUGCCUACCGCCACCUUGGCGUUCCCACAGGCUUUGGUAAGCACGACACCCCCGCCGCCACCAUCAACGGGAUUCUACAGUCUUUGGUAAAGCUUCACACCUCUAAACUGGCGCCGUGGCAGAAGGUAGACGCACUGAACACCUUCAUCAUGCCCAAGCUCACCUUCUGUCUAACGGCCGGGACAACACCUAAAAGCGCGCUUACCAAAAUCGACAGGGCCACAAAACGCUAUGUCAAAAAAUGGCUUGGCCUCCCACAGCGGGCCAGCCCCGAAAUAGUGCACCUCCCCUACAUGUGUGGCGGGACCAACGUUACGCCCACGAAUCAGCUUGCUGAUAUUGCGCAGGUGUCUCAUGCGAUGCACCUCUUUUUCUCCAAGGACUCCAACAUCACAGGCAUCGCCCUAAAAGCACUCACCGAGGUCAUCAACAAGCGUAUUGGUAAGACCCCCAAUGACGAAGACCUGUGCGAAUACCUCAAUGGGUCAAUGGAUGGCGACUUCGGGCUUCCAAGCGCCGACAUUACAUCAUUAUGGACGAGGCUCAGAAUGGCCACAAGACGAUUAAAGAAACGCAUCAACAUCGCCUGGACAGUCGGACCCGGAAAUCUGCCCAACAUUUCAGCAGGUACUACGCUAAUCCGUCCAGAGGACUGCCAGAGGGUCCUCUGCGGCCUGCUAAAAGAACACUUCCUCGGAAAGCUGCUUGCCAAACCCGAUCAAGGAAAAGCAUAUAAAGUGACAUCGUUUAGCCCGGUAAGUAACCACUUCAUGAAUAAUGGAAAAUAUACACGAUUUUCAGACUGGUAUUUUAUCCAUCGGGCGAGGAUGAGUGUGGUGGCUCUCCGUGGUCAUAGACGCUUUGGUAACGACACCAAACGUUGCAGGAGAUGCGGCUAUGCCCGGGAGACCCUAGCCCACGUCCUCUGCCAUUGCCCGCCAAAUCUGCAUUUGGUCACGCAAAGACAUAACGCCAUACUCGACCGUAUAGUGGCAGCAUUCAAACCCGAAGGAGCCACUGUACUUGUCAAUCAGCGUGUACCGGGGUUCAGCGACAUCUGUCGGCCGGAUAUGGUAAUCAUCGACGAAAAAUCAAAAUCAGCCACAAUCAUCGAUGUCACGACGCCUUUUGAGAACGGACAGACCGCCUUCCAGCUUGCAAGAGAGGAAAAACUACGCAAAUAUGCUCCCUUUGCACAGCACUUCCGCCAGCAGGGCUUCGACACCCACAUUAGUGCUUUUAUAGUCGGAGCUCUCGGCGGGUAUGACCACGCCAACGAGGCAACUUUGCAACGGCUUGGCAUUAGUCGUCACUAUGCCAAACUUAUGAAAAAGCUAAUGGUUAGUGACUCUAUAAAAUGGAGCAACGACAUCUACAGAGGACACAUCGGCGAUACCCGCCAGCGUCGUACAACAUCGCUCCUCCCCAGCGACAACUAA
Molecule: messenger RNA, 3240 nt
Organism: Centruroides sculpturatus (bark scorpion)
Lineage: Eukaryota; Metazoa; Arthropoda; Arachnida; Scorpiones; Buthidae
Exons: 2
Coding region: 1-3240 (1079 amino acids)
Source: RefSeq, a predicted model, not a curated record